GCAGUGAUUGGUGGACUGGGGGAGGGAGCUAACGGGGGCAGUCACUCCCAUCCAACAGUAGUCUGUCUGGGUUAGAGGAGGGCGCACAGGACGGACGGAGCCAUUCAUUCUUCUGUGGUCCCGGAGAAAAAACGUGGAGGAUGAAGAAGAGACAGUGACGGGGUGAGGGAGAGAAAAAAAGAAAAAAGACAAACAUUAAACCAGGAUCAAGCCCAACAAGCAAGACCUGCACGGAGCUCAGAGAGGACGCGCAAAGAUCCUGCAACUGGAUUUGGAGAGGCGUCGCUUGCAAACUCGCACAGCCAGCAGUUACACGUUCGGACAGGACUCUUACAUCAUUUUGGAUUUAGCUGAAGAUUCGUCUCUGCGUCCACUUCGACACAAGAGGUGUGUCUGAUGUGACGCCAGCUGGCUGGCUCAGGGAACACAACUUCAAUACAAUGUAGACACCAAAAACCAGACUGAAUAAGAGUCUGAAGACCGAGCCGACAGAAGGCGGGCGAGUUCAAGGAGGAGGAACAACAGCUGUGCUGAAACGACACCCGGCAGAAGAUAAGAAGUGAAAGAAAAAGAGGAAAGAGGCAAGACUGUGAAUCAUUGACUUGGACUUUCUGAGUGAAGCAGUGUCACCUACUCUUUCCUGUGAAGUGUUCACUCGCUUUCACAACUCCACCGGAGAAGGAUCGCGACCUCAGUUCUCGGUCUUUUCAGGGGCCUCCCCCACGAAUCGAACUCCAACCUUCAGCAGUGUUGAAACCUGAACAGAGGGACACUCCAGCCACCGUCAGCAUGUGCCAUGUGAUUGUCACCUGCCGCUCCAUGCUGUGGACUCUGCUGAGUAUCGUUGCCGCGUUCGGAGAGCUCAUUGCCUUCAUGAGCACUGACUGGCUGGUGGGAUUCCCCCGCACGCCCGAUGCCGUCUUCGGCCCCCAUGGGGCCACCACAGCCGGAGAGGCCUACAGGCCAACUUUAGGCAUCUACGGCCGCUGUAUAAAGCUGCCCCACCUGCAGCGUGGAAUACUGUGCGGACCGUACGCCAUACACUUUGGGGAGAUUGCUAGCGGGUUCUGGCAGGCGACUUCUAUCUUCCUGGCUGCGGGGAUCCUGCUACUGUGCGCCGUGGCGUUCAUCUCGGUCUUCACCAUGUGCUUCCAGAGCAUCAUGAAGAAGAGCAUCUUCAACGUGUGCGGACUGCUGCAAGGGAUCGCAGGUCUGUUUCUGAUCCUGGGUCUGAUGUUGUACCCCGCUGGCUGGGGUUCAGACAAGGUCCAGCUGUACUGCGGUCCCGACGCGGCUCCGUACCGAGCCGGGCUCUGCUCCAUGGGCUGGGCUUUCUACACGGCCAUGGGCGGCACCGUGCUCACCUUCAUCUGCGCUGUCUUCUCGGCUCAGGCCGAGAUCGCCACCUCCAGCGACAAGGUCCAGGAGGAGAUCGAGGAGGGGAAAAGCCUGAUCUGCCUUCUCUGAGGCUGAGAUACUUUAGAAGAAGAAGAAGAAGAAGAAGAAGGGAGGAACAGGCCAAUAACAAUCAACCUUUUCUCCUGAAGGCCGGCCUGUGACAUGAAGCCCCCUUUUUUUGCAUCGUUUACCACUAAAACUUUUUAUUGUCUCGUGUAUGUGGGAGAAAUCUACAAGUGCCAAGUUUUUUUCUCAGUGUGUGUCUUUGUCUUCCUGCCACUAGAGGUGCUGUGUCUGUUAUUGUAUUCAUGUUAAAGCAUGUGGAACGCCCCGAGAGGCUUUGUCUGUCACCACAUGUCCUGUAAAUAAGUGUGAUUAUAUAUAUUUUGUACAUAGUUACGAUGAUCGUAGAAUGAUUGGUCAGCUUGAUCCAGGCUGGGCUGAUGAUGUCACUCUUGCCUUUUUAAAAAAACAAACAAACCGGUGUUUUUGUCACCGGAUCACGACCAGAGAACCUGGAUCUGUUUUUGUUUUUUGUUUUUUUGUUGUUUGCCACGUGUGAGUAUUAACUCAACAAGGGAACCACUACUCAGUCAGAAUAAACUACUCACAGAAUCAGAGUGGAUGUCCUUUUUAAAGCUUACAGAAUGUACUGUUAUUUGAAUAACUCAUGUGUUUGCAGGACCCUUGAAAUGUAUCGUUUGGAGUCAUUAUUCACGAGUGAAGUUGAGCUUAAUCCUUAAACCCUUAAACUGAAAGAUGACCCGUGAAGAAAUAAAAA
Messenger RNA from Larimichthys crocea (large yellow croaker), 2179 nucleotides. RefSeq names its product LHFPL tetraspan subfamily member 2a (gene lhfpl2a). Gene Ontology annotation, cellular component: membrane. The transcript is spliced from 4 exons. The record is from RefSeq and is a predicted model, not a curated record. The coding region runs from base 790 to 1467 and encodes 225 amino acids. Lineage: Eukaryota; Metazoa; Chordata; Actinopteri; Sciaenidae.